Molecule: messenger RNA, 4627 nt
Organism: Apis cerana (Asiatic honeybee)
Lineage: Eukaryota; Metazoa; Arthropoda; Insecta; Hymenoptera; Apidae
Gene: Tsp
Product: Thrombospondin
Biological process (GO): cell adhesion
Cellular component (GO): extracellular region
Molecular function (GO): calcium ion binding
Source: RefSeq, a predicted model, not a curated record
UGAACGCCUUUCCUCCUUGUCUCAGUCGAUGAACGUCCCGCAAUCUAUUUGUUUGUUCAGCAUCGAUACAUAUCAUUUCGAAUCGAUUGGCAAAAAAAUUUUAAACACGAAGAAAAAAAUUAGUAAAUUGAUAUAAAGAAAAUGGAAUGAUUGUAAAAGUUGCAAAUAAGAAAAAAAAGUGAUUUAAAAUGCGAGUUAUUAUAACAUUGAUUAUCACGAUAUUUUUCGUUGUUUAUGUUGUCGAUUCUAGUAUUACACGAGAUGAAGAUCUGGAGAAAAAUCUUCGAGAAAAAUGGAACGACGACUUUGUGAUUGUUUUUUCAAACAUCAAAUCAAAAAAGAAACAAUUUCAAGUAAUGGUCGAAGUCCUUUUAACAAUAAAAUAUGAAAAAUCAAAAAUGGUACUUAUGCUCGACAGACGAGCAAAACGAGUAAUCCUCGAGAAUAUCGACGAAGCUGGCCAUCGCAUAGCACAGUACAUUAACAUGGACAAUUUGAACAUAAAUUCGAAUUUUCCAUCAAAGAACGUAAUUUUCUUGGUCCAUCAAUCUCAACCAGGAGCUCGAAUGGCCGUUUACAUCGAUUGCAUUUAUCGAGGCGUGAUACCUUUGAAGAAAACUUUCCGUGAAUUAACAAAUAGCGAAGAUAAUCUUCUUAUAGAAGCGUUUAGGGAAAGGAAGAGUCAAGUAAAGGUAUAUCCACUGGCAAGAAGUAUGGAGGCUCUGCAAGAAGAGAAUUGUCUUAGCACCUUGACCGAUACGGAUACUCAAGAAUUAAGAUCGAUCGAUGAUGAUAACAAUUUUGAAACACCUUCGUUCAAUAUUGCUCAUAUAAAUUUACAAAACAAAAAAAGUCAUCAUCGAUCAAAGGAACAUCGAUCGAAUCACGAAACGGUCGAUUUAUUCGAAGAUAUAGAUCAGAUCGAUUUGAAUUCGAGACAAUCAAAUCACAAUCGUCAUUCUGUUCGAGAUCGAUCGAAUCGAUAUAAGCAUGAAAACGAUCAUAAUAAGUAUCUUGAAUUCGAUCACCAAGAUUUUUCGAGUCUAAUAAAACGUUUACAACAGCCUGAACAUUUCAAUGAACCUAUUCAGGAAAAAUUUGAAGUAUUAAGUAAUUUAAAUGAAUCGGAUAUAUUGAAUCAACCAAUUAAUAUAUAUCAUAAGAGGGUUCCAAGAAGAGGAGACAUAGGAAUUCAAUCCUUGGAUGAAAGAGUUUGUCUGACAGAUAAUCAGAUAGUGAAAACAUUGAACGAAUUGAUUGGAGCUACCAAAAAAAUCUGGCGAGAAAUCGAAUUAAAUAGAUUGGAAACGCAUCGCGUUCUCCAAUUAAUCGAAAAUUGUGCAGCUUGUCGUGAACCGCCCGAAAUUGAUCUUGGCAAUUCCGCAGUUCCGUUGAUGACUACGACGCCAGCACCACCUAGUUGCUCUUACAAAUCGCCCUGCUUCCCUGGCACAGAAUGUCGUGAUACACCACAUGGACCUCAAUGCGGAGCGUGCCCGCCAGAUUAUACCGGUGAUGGAUAUCGUUGCGUGAAAAUUACUUGUGCACAUAAUCCUUGUUUUAAAGGAGUCAGAUGCUAUGAUCAGUCGGAUAGAUAUAGUUGUGGAAAUUGUCCUCUUGGUUACAUAGGUAAUGGCAAACAUUGUGAGCUUAAAAAUGUUUGUGAACCUAAUCCAUGUUAUUCGGAAGUACAAUGUGAUUUGAUUUCCGAACCACCAUUUUAUAGAUGUGGUGUUUGUCCAAAUGGAUUCACUGGUAAUGGCUCUAUAUGUAUUGAUAUAAACGAAUGCGAAUUAGCACAACCAUGCUCUUUAGGGGUACAAUGUACCAAUCUUCGUCCAGGGUUCAGAUGCGAUCCUUGUCCACCAGGAUAUACUGGUACAAUGAUCGAAGGAGUUGGCUUAGAGAUUGCAAUGAGUCGCAAACAAAUUUGUCAAGAUAUAAAUGAAUGCGAAAAUAACAAUGGAGGUUGCGAUCCAUACAUGGAAUGUAUUAACAUGGAGGGUUCAUAUAGAUGUGGUGCAUGUAGGGCGGGUUUCAUUGGAAAUCAAACAGUGGGUUGUCAUCCUAGUCACAGUAUUUGUCCAGAUUUAAUAACUCGUUGCGAUGUAAACGCCGAAUGCAUUUGUAUAGAUACUAAUGUAUAUUCAUGUAGAUGUCGUGUUGGAUGGACUGGAGACGGCCUAAUUUGUGGUAUAGAUAGAGAUAAUGAUGGAAUUCCUGAUAGGAAUCUUCAUUGUCGUGAUCGACAUUGUCGUAUGGAUAAUUGUCCAUUAACACCAAACAGCGGUCAAGAAGACGCGGAUAGAGAUGGCAUAGGCGAUGCAUGUGAUCCAGACGCUGAUGAUGAUGGUGUUUUAAAUUCUUCAGAUAAUUGUCCUUUCAUUUCAAAUCCUGGUCAAGAAGAUAGUGAUAGUGAUGGUCCUGAUUUAGUAGGGGAUAUUUGCGACAAUUGUCCUCGAGUAAGAAAUCCGAAGCAGGAGGAUACCGAUGAUGAUGGCAUCGGCGAUGCUUGUGAUCCCGACAUCGAUAAUGAUGGUAUUCCAAAUAAUCAGGAUAAUUGUCAAAAAAUAAAAAAUCGAAAUCAAAAUGAUAUAGAUGAAGAUGGAAUAGGCGACGCGUGCGAUAAUUGUCCUUACGGAUAUAAUCCGAAUCAAUUGGAUCAAGAUGGUGAUGGAGUAGGUGAUGAUUGCGAUAAUGAUAACGAUAGAGAUAGAGAUGGAAUACAAGAUGAUAGAGAUAAUUGUCCUGAUGUGGCAAAUUCAGGACAAAAUGACGAUGAUCACGAUGGCAUAGGAAACGAAUGCGAUAAUGAUAUGGAUAAUGAUGGUGUGCCAAAUUCAAAUGAUAAUUGCCCUUAUGUAUAUAAUCCAGAUCAACGUCAUACGCAUAACAAUUUUAUCGGAGAUGCUUGUUGGCAUGAUUAUGAUAACGAUACCGUGAAGAAUAUACAUGAUAAUUGUCCUAACAAUAGUUUGAUUUGGGCGACAGAUUUCAGGAAAUAUACUACAAUUGCUUUAGAUCCAUUUGGUACAGCUCAAGAAGAUCCUGUUUGGGUAAUACACAAUGAUGGUGCAGAAAUUCAACAGCUUGUGAAUAGCGAUCCUGGAAUUGCCAUUGGGCCGGACAUUUUUAGUGGCGUAGAUUUCGAGGGUACAUUUUUUGUUGACGAUGAUGGAGACGAUGAUUUUGUUGGUUUCGUAUUCUCCUACCAAGAUAAUCGUAGAUUCUAUAUUGUAGCUUGGAAAAAAGCUCAUCAGCCAUAUUGGGUCCCAACACCAUUCAGAGCAGUAGGUGAUCCAGGAAUAUAUUUAAAACUUGUCGAUUCAGAUACUGGCCCCGGUGAAAUUCUCAGAAAUAGUCUCUGGCAUAACGAGAACACAAUAAAUCAAGUAAAAAUUCUUUGGCAUGAUCCAAAGAAAAUUGGCUGGAAAGAGAGAACGUCAUAUAGGUGGCAAUUAUUACACAGACCUAAAAUAGGUCUGAUUAGGUUCCGACUUUAUCAAGGAAAACAACUAAUGGCAGACUCAGGAAACGUUUACGACUCGACCUUGAAAGGAGGAAAAUUAGGUGUUUACUGUUUUUCUCAAGAAAAGAUUACUUGGUCAAAUUUGUUGUAUGUGUGUAAAGAAACUGUUCCUUUAUCAGUAUGGAAUGAUUUACCAUCGAAUUUGAAGAAAGAAAUAAAUGUGGAUAUAAAUACUGAAAUAAAAUCUCAAUACAGUCAAAAAUCUAUCUAUUACGACUCACGUUAAAUUUUCAAAUUUUAUUUUGUUAUAUCGGAAAAUGCAAUUAAAUCGAAAAUUAUAGAUUUGAUUCAUAAUAUAUGUCCUGUUAAAAAAUGAAAAAAUACUCGUUAUUUGUAUGUACAUACAUAUGUAUGAUUUUAUGUAAGUAUAUUUUUCAUUUAAUAUGAUUAAACUUUGUUCUAUCCUUUUUUUUUAAAAACUUUUUUUCCAUUCUCUUUGUAUGAAAUUCAAAAAUUUGUAACAUUCAAAUGUAUGUGAUUCAAGAUAUAAUAUGACAAAUAUAUUUUUCUUUUGCUAAGGAUAAACAAAGUCUGUACGAGCAAAAUCUUAAAAAUAUGUUAUAUUUUGUGAAAUACAUAUAUGCAAUAUAUGCUUAAUGCUAUCUAAUAAAGGAAGAUUAUAGUCUAAAUGUGCGCUUUUUGAACAAAUUGAAUUACAUUUAUUAAUUCUCAAUUGGUAGACCGAAGAUAAUUCACAAAUGUUUGAAUUAACUUAGCUUUACAGUAUUUUAUUUUAUUUUCAUGCGGCCAGGCAAGACUUUUAUCGGCUUUGAUCUCACCUAACAACGAAGUUCUUCUCAAUAUUAAAAAACCUAUAUGUGUAUAUGCUUUAACAUUUGUAUUACAUAUAAGAAAGUAUUAUAAUAAGAGAUUUUAAUGUAUAUUUUAUUUAAAAUUUGAAUAUUAUAAAAAAAAAAUAUAAUUUUGAAAUGAAUUUACUACAAGGAAGAACAUCGUAUAUGACAGAGAAAAUUUCAAAUUUCUAUAUGUUAUUUAAAUUAAGAAAAGAUGUGUAGUUUAUUAACAAUAUAAUAUAUUGUAAGAUACCAAAAAAAUGUAAUAAAUAUUGAAAUAAAUAAUGCAUAAAUAUAUACAAUA